ACGAAUUCUCCCAGGAACAAAGAAAGAAAACCCUAACCCUCGCGUACGUAUCGCCGCCGCCGCCGCCCCCGAAUUCGCCAGCCCCGAAUCCGUCUACAUGACCUAAUUACUACACCCCCAAAUCCAAUUCGGACUCGAUGCUCUUACAAUUUAUAUUUAUUCAGCCGGCUCGAUCGAUCUCUUCAUACAAAUAUUUCGUUUUUGCAGAUCCAUAGAUUUGCAAAUCUAAGUGAUUCCUCCUGCAGAGCGCAAGUUCGAUCUACGAAUUCGGAGUUUCAGGACUUAUGGCUCUCUCUCACGAGGAGGUGGAGCAGGAGGAGGAGGACGAUGAUCUUGACGACGGCCCCCUAAGCCCCGAGGAUGUGCUGCGGUUUGUUGAGAGUGUUGGUUCCGUGGAGCCUGCCAAGAGGAAACUGUUGAUGAAAGACACUAUGGGGGUUCCGCCCGAACCCUAUGACUGGCCCAACAUCUGCCCGCUCCCGGGGUCGUCUAGAGAUCGGAGGCUUGCGUGUGAUCUUUACUGGCACCAGGCCUACCAGAUGAAUCAAGUCUCUGAGACUUGCCUGCCUCCUAUGCGGUAUACUCGCUGUUGCAACGAAGCUUCAACUGGGCAGCAAAGGUGUUUUCACAAGCCGCGCCCUAUACUCCAACUCUUCUCUACCAUGGUGCAUACCUUUCUGGAAGAUUGCACCGGACCGGUCGAGGUAUACGGUUAUAUUGCGGUCCGUGACGACGAGGAUUAUCGCCGCAAUUAUCUUUUCAACCGAUCCCGAGAUGACCCGCUCACUAUCAAUUCGGCCGGCGACUAUCUGCGCUUGUUGAGCCCCAAAAGAGGCAUCUCGAUGAAAUUCGAUUGCCUAGUUGAAGUGGAUAUUAGAACAAAGGCAUCAUCGGGUGAUAGUAGAGGUGAUAAAAAUCUUGUUGACGGAUGCUUCGACCUAAUCGAGGGCCGGUCUAGUUUCGACGUCCUUUCUAGAAUCAAAAUGGAAGGUGAACAUGGUGCUCUUGUUUUUAAUUUUAUCAUAUUUCGAGACAGUGUCGAGGCGACCAUACAUAUGAACUUUUUGGAAGUGCCUGGAGAUGGGUUUGAUAUAAAGAUGUGUGGGUACACUGCCAUCUGGAAGAACUUGUAUGCCUUCAUAGACGAUAAAGAAUGCGACUGCAAUAGCUUCGUGUCUUCAACUGGGAGCUUUUCACAAUAUUUUGUAGCAGCUGUGCAGAUGGAUGACACACUGUUUAUUGAUUUUAUGGAGGGGAGUAUGCCAAUUUCAUUUAAAGCGGAUAUUCAUGGCAGUGAAGAAAAAGAAUAUUAUUUCUGUAAUAGUGCUUUGGUGUCUGUGAAAGUGUCUUGGUCGACAGUCCUCUACUAAGGAAUAUAUAUGUAUAUAUGUUGGAGGAAUUAAAUAAUAUUUGCAGAGGAAGAGAACAAAACGUGUGCUUAUUGGUGUAC
Messenger RNA from Triticum dicoccoides, 1450 nucleotides. RefSeq lists its product as uncharacterized. Bases 285 to 1370 code for a protein of 361 amino acids. NCBI's taxonomy places the organism in Eukaryota, Viridiplantae, Streptophyta, Magnoliopsida, Poales, Poaceae. The transcript is spliced from 4 exons. The record is from RefSeq and is a predicted model, not a curated record.